This is a messenger RNA of Misgurnus anguillicaudatus (oriental weatherfish), 1665 nucleotides long. RefSeq lists its product as uncharacterized. Lineage: Eukaryota; Metazoa; Chordata; Actinopteri; Cypriniformes; Cobitidae. The record is from RefSeq and is a predicted model, not a curated record. Gene Ontology annotation, biological process: cell surface receptor protein tyrosine kinase signaling pathway; intracellular signal transduction.
CUCACUGAUGUUGGAGUGACAUUAACUUUGGCUGCUGGUAACAUGGUGUAAUUUGAAAGAGAACCCACAAACAUUAACAAGUCAGAUAAAAGCUGGUUUUCUUUUAGAGCGCCGUCAAUCGAACAAUCUACAACGGGUGACACAUCGGCUUCCGUAGAAAUGAGUUGAAACGCUCGCGCACCUUUCGUCGCGCCGCUGGAUGCUGUUUUGAAGCGAUGCUCGAUCAUAAAUAUGAGCAAUAUUGGGAGAAAAGUGCAGCAGUAACAUUUAUAAUCUGAUCUUUAGAUAUCCGUCUGUCACCUGCAGAAUAAUAUUUGGAGUCUCCCUGCUGGCCUUGGACUCUGGUCUGACGCUAAUAACACACAGGAAGUGUAAGGAAAAGGAGGGGCAUUACCACACACCAGAAUAACGCUGUCAAUCAUUCACACACAACUCGACCUCAUUCUGCUGUUCUCAACAAAGCCAGGUUGUGUGUCAGUAAUGAUGUAACUUUUUGAAUAAUGGAUAGGAAUAACAGGCUGGACAGUGACAGACUCGCACAAGACAGAAAUCCUGACGAACAAGCAUCUAUAAAUCUUAUCAAGAAAAGAAAUAUUGUACAUGCCCCUCCUCGUCCCCCACGGACUGUCCAGCCAGUAAGUAAAGCCCCAGCUAUCAACAGAGACAUCAAACCUGGGAGAAGAUUACCCAAGAGCUCAUCAGAUGGAAGGUUACCGUGUCUGGGAUCAGCCGUCAAGGAUUCUACGGUCACACAAAGGCCGGUUAGAUCUUUACCUAGAGACCUGAUGAGUUUGCCACCUCUACCAACACAGACCAUCACUGACUUUCUAGACCAGAUUGAUGCAUCUCCUCCAUCCAGACCAAUACCAGUUUCACCACAUACCAGAGGCCAAAACAGCCGGUGGACAGAAUCAAGUCUAAGUGAAGUGAAAAAUGUUAAAAACAGACAGCGGACAUCUGAAGGUGAAGUAUCUCAGAGGUUUUCUCUGGAUCUGGAGUCUCAGGAUCUCAGCAGUGAUUGUGUGACAGAGAACGACUCUGGUAUUGAUUCACAUUUAAGGAGAUUGCAGAACCACGAAUGGCCACAAACCAAAGAAGAUUCAGACCACAGCGGUUUCAGCAGCCACAGCAAACCUGUCCAGGGUUUGGAGGAGCAGAACUGGUAUGUUGGUGCAUUCAGCCGUGUGGAGUCUGAACACGCUCUUCACCUGGUCAACCAGGAAGGCGCUUUCCUGGUGCGCGACUGCUCAAGGAACACUACCCAUGAACCAUUUGUCCUUGCUGUGUUUUACGACAAAAAGGUUUUCAACAUUCAAAUCCGAUUUAGUGAGGAAACCAGCAAAUACACUCUAGGAACGGGACUCAGAACCAGUGAGAGGUUUGAUUCCGUGACUGACAUCAUCAAAUUCCAUUCUAUUUUUCCCAUCAUACUCAUUGAUGGACGGAAAACUUUGGCAGCAACCAAUCAAAGGAGACAAUGUGUCCUUAUGUACCCAAUCACAAAGAAGGACAUGACACAUCUGCUAAGUUAAACGCCACAAACGUCUCAUUCAAGAGAGCCGAGCAAAUGUAAAUAAAUGAAAAGUAACUUUUUAAUAAUGUUUCACAGACAACUGGUAUAAAUGUAAAGAAAUAAAUCACUGAAUAAAGUUAAACUCAAAAUGA